UCGAGCUACACGCGCCCGCGAGGCACGCUCAUAGCGCGUUCCGAGAGGAAUUCGACAAGCGCCCCUGAAGGCCGUUUCUGGAUCGUUCCGCUUCUGAAGGCGCCCAUAUCUACCGCUUUCACUUGCUUUCACGGCGUCGACUUAGCAUGGAGCAACAGAACGACGCCACUCCCUCGCCGCCGUCACCCACAGCAGCGAAGCAGCCGCCGACUGCUGGACGACCACUCGGCGAGGCGGAAGGCGGGGCCGAUGGCCGGAAUUCGCCACUCUCGCCCAAACAGAGGCGCCAGCGCGGACCCCGAAGUCCUGCCGCGAACGCUUCGCCAGCCAGAUCCCGAAAGCGUCCACCUCACCGCAGAAGUCCCAGCAGAAAUGCCAGCGCCAGUGCCAGCCGAACUUCACCGCUGCCCAGUCCCAACUCCGAUACCACCCGGGCAAGACUGGAACGCAAUGCAAGGCCUUCGUCCGGCAGGACCCGCCGCCGCACGGCGACACUUGGCCAGAGCAGCGGUUCUCCUCUUUCUUCCGCCGAGAAGAUUCCCCGCACGCUGCAGCCGUUUCCUGGACCGGUUACGGCAGGCACCGUCGACCGCCUUACAAGUGCGCCGAUCGACCGCAACGCGGCGACCGCAGUCCAAGCCACCGACCACGGAGGUGCCCUGCCGGCGGGAACCUUGGGAACUGUGGCUGCAGGCGCAAUAGCGGCAACAGUAUCUGGACACGACCAAGCAGCCCAAGGAAGGAACGCGACAAACGUUCCCUCUCUCCUCCAAAAGAAAUUCACCCGUGCGAUCCGGCCUUUUCACUUAGGAUGGGCUACCACGAAAGAGAAAGUACCGCCAGGUUGGAGUCCAAGCAUUGGGAAUUCUACCUUUCCGUUCUACGAGCCUAGAACCCCUCUGACUAGCACGGUCACCCGCAGAAACCAUACACGGAUGAAGCCGGAAUUCUUCGUCGGCAUACUCUCUUCCGUCCUGCUGGCGUUCGUGCUGGUCGUCGGGUUCGUCAAGAUAGCGUUAUUCUCGUCGCCCGCAACCUCCAAGCUCUGCGUGACGCACGCCUGCCAAGCGUACUCCCUCCAACUCGUCUCGUCCAUCAACCGAUCGGUGGACCCGUGCGUCCACUUCACUCGCUUCGUCUGCGACGGCUGGCAGGGGCACCAUAACCUGGACGUCUGGGAAAGGCACUUUCUGCACUUCAUCAACCGCCUGGAUGCCAGGCUGAAAACCAUCGACGUCCCUGCUGCCGGACAGAACGAAGAACAGCGGGCGGCCGCCGUGUACUGCAGCUGCGACAACGUGUACAGUGGCAAAAGCGACGAGUUGGCCGCAGUCAAAGCCGCGCUGGCACUUGCAGGCAUCGUCUGGCCGCAGCAGUCCCGAGGAGCGGACGCUCUGUUCGCGUUGCUCUACAGUUCCUUCAAGCUGGGCUGGGACGCCGUCGCGAACUUCCGCGUUGCCCCAAGUUCCGGCGCGGCGGAGGACGAACUGGUCAUCAGCCAAGGCACAUCUCUUGGCCUGCUGCGCGAGCGGUUCGCGCAAGAAAAAGCGACGGCCGUGCAGCGGGACUACUACGAAUAUAUUAGGCGGCAGUUUACCGGUGACAGCGGCACGACAGUUGACGGCGAGGUGUCGUACGAGUCCGUGUGGGAGAUCGCAGCAACGGCGACGAAAGCCCUCACGCCUUUCUUUGGCUCGUCCGAAGCGGCGCCUCAGCAUGCCGACUGGUUGGCGAACUCAUACGGUGCGAAUCACAUGGAAGCGCCCUGGACAGAAGCCCUGCGCCGAGUCGACAUCACCCUGCCUGGAGGCUUGCGAAUAUCGGCCGAUAACCGCGCCUUCCUCGAAGCGCUAUUCGACCUGUGGGAGUACUAUGGCGAAGACAAUUUCCACCUGUUCGUCUCGUGGUGCACGGUACAGUUGGCCGCCCUUUAUGCGAACAGGGGCCUGAUUCUCAACUACUACAGAGAGAUUCCCAACAGGGCGACACUGUACUACAAAGCCUUCUGCCUCAGCAGGGCCGUCUUCUUUUCGCAAGCAAUCAUCGCGUCGUCGUGUCGUCAUGUCGUCGUGUUUUCUUAUGUGACCCGGACGUGGCGGAGGACAGCCAAAUGAAUGUGAAUUGCUCGCCCAGCACGUUCCCGAGUUUGCACGAACCUUUUAAGUGCAGCCAGGAGGCCAUCGUAAGCACAACUGAGCACUGUCAACUGCUCUAAAGAACUGUUGGCACAAAAAUGUUUUCGAUGUACUUGCUUUAUUGCAGUGAUACUCACCUGAUAAGUUUUGUCUCGAUCAGUUUAGGCUUCUCAAUUUUCUCUUGGUAACAGGACCUCUAUGUGAUCGCUUGGGAACGUGCGGAGGAGAAUGGGAGAUUAUGGAUGGUUGCUUUCCUUUUUCAGUGACAUCAACGCAGAUAUUCGUUGAGAAAAAGCUGACACGUGCUAUACCAUCGGCCUUUAUGCUUGGCUAUGCCUGCUUUCUCUGUAGUUGUGUUGAUUAGAUUAUUUCGCCGUGCGUGAGCAAGCUCUCGUCUUCGUGUUGAGUAAAUUAAUCUGUUAUCUUCGCCUUUUUUAUAUGCGUAAGCGUAUUUAUUUUUCUUCACCCACUGUGUGGUGCGGCAAAAAAAGGAAAGAUUACAACUAUUUUCUGAGCUCA
This is a messenger RNA of Dermacentor albipictus, 2654 nucleotides long. RefSeq lists its product as uncharacterized. Gene Ontology annotation, molecular function: metalloendopeptidase activity. The record is from RefSeq and is a predicted model, not a curated record. Lineage: Eukaryota; Metazoa; Arthropoda; Arachnida; Ixodida; Ixodidae. Gene Ontology annotation, biological process: proteolysis.